This is a messenger RNA of Cooperia oncophora, 5004 nucleotides long. NCBI's taxonomy places the organism in Eukaryota, Metazoa, Nematoda, Chromadorea, Rhabditida, Trichostrongylidae. The record is from the annotation of a GenBank genome assembly.
AUGGCUGUAAAGACAUGCAAAGCGAACUUGUGGACGAAGUUUGAAUCACACUCCGCAUGCCUGUCCGUUCGGUUAUUCAACGGCUCAUUGGGCAGUGUCUGUGAAUGUGAACCCAAUUAUCGUUUCAACAACGUUACCCAACAGUGCGAAGACAUCGACGAGUGCGCUGAGAACCGUCACAACUGCGACCCGGCUUCGUCCACGUGCGUCAACGAGGAUGGAGGAUUCAGAUGCGAGUGCUACGAAGGCUAUGAAGGCACCGGUGGCGUCUGCGUGGAUAUUGACGAAUGCGAACGAGGUGUAGCUGGCUGUCACAGUAUGGCCAUGUGCAUUAACCAGCCAGGUAGCUGUGGGUGCAAAUGUGUCCAUGGAUUCACUGGUGACGGAACACAGUGCAACGCAAUGAAACGCGAGGCUAACACCACCUGCACACCGGAAUGGAUACGUCUUUGCAAAAAGGAGAACCGAACUUGUCACAUUGACGUCGACGACGUGCCAGAAUGUGGAUCUUGCCUUGAAGGAUAUCAGCUCGUCAACGGAACCUGCCAGCGCACGACCACAGACCAAGAUGGUGGUAACUGCGCAGAUCCCAGCAAGAAUAACUGCGAUGUGAACGCUGAAUGUAUCGACGUACGUCCAGGACGCCACUUUUGCACCUGUAAGAUCGGAUAUAUUGGUGACGGAAUGCGAUGUGACGAUAUCGACGAAUGUGCCCUGAACGGUAUUUGCGAUCCACAUGCCACUUGUCACAAUUCACCCGGAUCAUUUAAUUGCACGUGUAAUUCGGGAUACAUUGGCAGUGGACAUGUCUGUGAAGCCGUCAACACCACCAGUGGCACCAACAUAACUGAUCGACCCAACUGCCAUUUGGAUGCAAGGCUUUGCCACGCGAAUGCUGAAUGUAAGGCCGAUGGUAAUUGCAAGUGUCGUCAUGGAUAUGAAGGAGAUGGUAUCCAGAAAUGCACAGGUAAGCGAACCAGGUUCUGCUUUACUCAGGAAGAGUUUCUGCACAAGCACUAUUCAGAAAUCACAAACACAAGCACCACCUUCACUUCCACAUCUGCCAGCACCACUUUGCUCACCACUUCGACACCGAAUCCUAAAGGAAUCAUCACGGAAAUCGACGAGAACGAGGUUGUUCAGCUGAUACCUGGUGAUACAGGGCAGAAGACGACCGCCACACAGACGACGUCGUCGAAAGACCUUGGUAAGCAGAUUGCCAACCGUGGCUCUAUUGUAGGAUUUCAGAGCUCCACCGUUCAACCGUCUUCAUCCACCUCUUCACUCACCACCGAUCACGACCGAAAUCACACCACUAUCACUACCAGUUCGAUUUCUCCGAGCACCACUGAUCAUACCACACCUCUCAUUCACGAAUCAAGCACUAAAACUACUGUAACUGAAAGUAGUUCAGUCAGCACUGUGUCAGGUAUAGCGACAACUCAAAUGUCUUCCAUAACCCCAUCUAACCUCACCAGUGAUGGUGCUAAACCAACAACAACAACAUCUGUCCAUACUAAUCAACCUCAAGGAGUUCGUUCCACUUCUGACAUGCCUCGUGGCACAACAACAUCUUCGCGUAAUGUACAGGAAGUGACGAGUUCGAUGAUCAUUUUCAAGAAAUCUUCACGAGAACCUGAGGCCACUGAAGAACCACCGGAUGUUACAGCUUUUCCCACACCGCCUGACGAAGAGCUGCUUUCCUCAAGUGUCCUACACAGGGAAUCCACAACUUCACCGACAUCUCCUUCUUCGAUAUCUAACACCAUAGAACCUAGCAGUACUAAACCAACUACUAACGCGCUGGUGACGGCACCUGAUGCGGGAGUCAGCCGUACAGAAUCCACGACUCUGAAACCUUCUCAGAAUGUGUUGAGAACAUCACCAUUCCCAACUCCAAAGGAGUUGACUAUAGAAGAAAUGGCCGAGUCCAAGGACAAGCCAACUACUGCUGCGGUCACUUCUAAAUCCGAUGUGUUCAAAGAGGAGGGCUCCGGAGAAGAUGAGAUGACGACGCUGGAACCACUUUCGACUCCUUCAGAGGAAGGUCUCUCAAGCUCAGCUGCAACCGACGCAUCUUCUUCUCAAAGCACCACCGUUACAGAGGACAGUAACGCCACUCUGACUGUCGAAAGUUCUUCCUCUUCUUCGCUGGCAACCGUGGUUAUGUUGCUUUCAACAGAUGGCGAAAAGUCUCAUGCAAAAACCGCGACCACUCUAUCCCAUACCAGCAGAACUGAUCAGCACACUACAGCUAGUCCUGAGAAAGUCGUUACGUCUACAGUACCUUCCACAGAAAAAGAAAGGUCGAAAUCUGGCAGUACUGCUAGUGAGAUGACCACUGUAUCAAUGGCUAUGUUCACAGAAGAUCUACCGGAGACUUCUACAUUUGCAGUCGAAAUCUCUGUUCCUUUCACCAAAGGACAUAGGGCUAGUGUUGCAUCAUUCUCUGGGUCACCCAGUGCCACAUCAACACCAGGAGAAGUUUCUGGGUCAACUGAUGGAACUGAAGUUACUACGGCAACCAGCCCAGGAAAGGAAGCGCUUAAGACCGACAAGACCACUGAGGAACCGGCAGGUUUUCCUUCAACGACAUCUGCCAGUUUGACCGAGGAAACGCCGGAACUCUCUACCUUGGAGGUCGAAACAUCUGCCGCCGCGUUCACAAAAGCGCAUAGGGGUAGCACAACAGCGACCAGCGCCUCAGCUACUACUUCAUCAAGUACUGAGGAUUUGCAUUCCACUGGAGGUGAAAGUUCUCAGGGAACUACAGCCAUUCCAAAGGACAAUACGACUGAGGAGUCCAGCAUUGGAGUUAUGAAAAGAAACAGUCUCCACACCAUAUCAGCACAGAGUCACUGCGGAAGCCAGUACCACAUCGAUCCUAGGAAAGCUCAGGAGCUGACAGGUGAAAGUGCCGAAACAUCUACUCCUGCCGGCUCAGAAUCAACCCAUGCCUCUUCUUCAUCAUCUGAGGCGUCGGAGAGUCCCGGAGAAGCGGAAAGUACUACUGCAGGUCCCGUGGGAAGCACAGCAACCACGAGCCUUUCAACAGGAAACAAGCCAACUCGACUCACAGGCAUUCCACAAGAACCCCUGACUGAAAGGUCACUUUCACACCGCGUACCAAUUGAAGAGGUCACCCAUCCAACAACCUCUGGUAUUCCUAAAUCGGAUGAGUCUACAGAAAAUAGCAGUCCUGCCAUCACUCCAUCAUCACCGUUUAGUUCUCCCACUUCUACUGCCGAACCCACCACCACACCGGGAAGCACUUCUAGCGAAGAAACAGAUGGAACUACCACGGCUCCUCUUUUCUCGACCACAGUGCCCCAGCGCGACUGUCCCCCAGGAACUCACCGCCAACUCCUACUGAGAGCGCUGCCACUGAUUCGCCCACUACACCAGCGCCAGAAACCGCCACCGGAUCAUCGAACAAUAACAGUUCCUAGUUCAUCUGAAGCGUCUUUUAGGAGCACUGCCACCACAUCAGCACCCUUAAGAAUCACUGAGGGCACCACACUCACUGACAGCCCGCCUCACACCAUUUCUGCAAUUGAAGUCACAACCACCACCUCAGGAGACUUACCACCUCGAACUUCUUCCAUGACAACUACGUCCACUGUAAUCACUCACGAAAGAACCAGUCAGCCGCAGAGCACCACCACCACUACCACCACCGACGACAGCACUGAUGGGCCUGAGACCAUCACGACAAGCACAAGUCAAGCGUCGACAGCCGAGCCAUCGAGCGCUCUUCCAGCGGACACUUCGCGACCCACUUCAAGUCAACCUUCUCUCGGUUUCCAGACUACUGAAGGUGAACAGAGCACGACUUCUGCACCAACAAGCGCCACAUCGUCAGCGGUUCCGAACAAGGGUACUACCGUCGAACGAACCACUGGUGAUUUGACAUCGAGCAGCACUGGACCUGUUCAACCUACUGUUCCUAAUGAUCUAUCUCGUACUAAUACUACCACUAUUGUUACUACCGCAUCCACACCAACGUCUCAAAAGUCCAGCACCACGUCAGCCCCUGUGGCAACCACAACUGAGCACGGUGAGAAAAAGAGUUCAAAUAGCACUUCAAGCACUGCACAAAGUACUUCACCAUUGCACAAAAUCACGGAAAGCACUGUAUUCACAAGCACUGCACCUUCAUCUGAGGAAACUCUGAGCACUGAAGUCCCUAGAACCUUCGAUCGAGAGGGACAAAGUCAGGAAACUGGCAGUCCUGAAGAGACCGGAUACUCGGAAUACCAAAGGCCAUCUACACCUGAAUCGCCUCCGGGACCUGCUGAUAGGGUCAGUUCCACUCUAGAACCGGAUCAAGACAGAACCGAGAAGCCAGUUACUCCUGGAUCAGUGAGCGUGACCUCAAGACCUCCAGACCGUCAACCAUCAACUGAUUCACCAGCUAGAGUCACUGAGCAGCGAGGAACAUCUGACCUCACUACAAGAACGGACACUGGAGAAACUCGGCCGACUCCAUCAUUACCUUCUGAACCUGAUAAUAAGAUCAGUCCCACUCCAGGACCGGUUCAACCAAAAACCGGAAAGCAAGGUCCCUCUGGAUUGGUUGGCGUGACCUCAAGACCUCCUGACCGUCAACCAUCAACUGAUUUACCAGGCAGAGUCACUGAGCAGCGGGGAAUGUCAGAACUUACCACAAGACCGGACACUAGAGAAGCUCAGCCGAUAUCCACCGCUGAACCCUCAUCGGGACGACCAAGCCAAGUCACUGGGCCACGCAAGACCUUUGAGCUCACUCCAAGACCGGAUACUCGCAAUACCCAAAGGCCAUCUACACCUGAGUCGCCUCCGGGACCUGCUGAUAGGGUCAGUUCCACUCUAGAACCGGAUCAAGACAGAACCGAGAAGCCAGUUACUCCUGGAUCAGUGAGCGUGACCUCAAGACCUCCAGACCGUCAACCAUCAACUGAUUCACCAGGCAGAGUCACUCAGCCACGAGGAGCGUCUGAACAAACCCAAGACCGAAUGUUAUAG